Molecule: messenger RNA, 1429 nt
Organism: Corylus avellana
Lineage: Eukaryota; Viridiplantae; Streptophyta; Magnoliopsida; Fagales; Betulaceae
Gene: NRS/ER
Product: nucleotide-rhamnose synthase/epimerase-reductase
Biological process (GO): S-adenosylmethionine biosynthetic process
Cellular component (GO): methionine adenosyltransferase complex
Molecular function (GO): methionine adenosyltransferase regulator activity
Source: RefSeq, a predicted model, not a curated record
CACAUUCUUCACACAGAAGUAGAGGCACCACCCCACCUCCUGGGGCUGGGGGCCACCCAUUUCUUGUCCAAACCACUGAAAAAGCUAAGAUUUAGUAGUAUAUAUAGACGCAUUUCCAAGAUCCCAAUCUCCCCAUCUGUUUAAUCUUCACACACAUAUCCCACAAGAUCCAACGUCACUCUCUCAAUCUCUCUCUCUCUGAUGGGUUUCCCAGCAAAUGGCGCGUCGGCUACCGACAAGCCGCUCAAGUUCCUGAUCUACGGCCGCACCGGCUGGAUAGGCGGCGUGCUUGGGCGGCUCUGCCAGGCCCAGAGCAUAGACUUCACUUACGGCUCCGGCCGUCUCGAGAACCGCGCGUCGCUCGUCGCCGACUUGACGGCCGUGAAACCCACCCACGUCUUCAACGCCGCCGGAGUCACCGGCCGACCCAACGUGGACUGGUGCGAGUCCCACAAGGUCGAGACCAUCCGGACCAACGUCGUCGGAACUCUGACCUUGGCCGACGUGUGCAGAGAGAAAGGCCUGGUGUUGAUCAACUACGCCACUGGGUGUAUCUUCGAGUACGAUUCGGGUCACCCACUCGGGUCGGGAAUCGGGUUCAAGGAGGAGGACACGCCCAACUUCAUCGGAUCUUUCUAUUCCAAGACCAAGGCAAUGGUGGAAGAUCUUCUCAAGAACUAUGAAAACGUCUGUACCUUGCGUGUUAGAAUGCCCAUCUCAGCCGAUUUAUCCAACCCACGCAACUUCAUCACAAAGAUCACUCGAUAUGAGAAGGUGGUUGACAUUCCAAACUCAAUGACGAUAUUGGAUGAACUCCUGCCAAUCUCCAUUGAGAUGGCAAAGAGAAACCUCACUGGAAUCUGGAACUUCACAAACCCUGGCGUGGUCAGCCACAAUGAGAUAUUAGAGAUGUAUAGGGAAUACAUUGACCCCAACUUCACAUGGAAGAACUUUACUCUUGAGGAGCAGGCAAAGGUGAUCAUUGCCCCAAGAAGCAACAAUGAGCUUGAUGCAAACAAAUUGAAGCAGGAAUUUCCUGAGCUCUUACCCAUCAAGGAGUCCCUCAUUAAGUAUGUAUUCAAACCGAAUCAAAAAACUGCUGGGGCUUGAAAGUUUUAGGUUCGAGUUUCUCAGUUUCUCAGUUUCCCUAUUGUUAUUUGUUCCAUCUGUUCGUUUGGGUUGAUGCGAUCUAUCCACCAUAUGGGUUUCCCCUCUUCCCCAUGUGACAUGCAUGAUUGCUCUAUUUGAAUUUGAAUUUUGUAUUUGUAUUUUGAUGAUGAAUAAACUAGAUGGAAGUGAUUUUUCAAGGUAGACAUUUCUGUAAGUUGUUUAUGAAAUAUAAGUUAUUGAUGAAAGGGACGAAGCACGAAAUAUUGGUCCACCUAAUUUUAUUGAGGUCAUAUUAAUCAAUGGAGUCAUUAGUAUUUUA